AUGAAUGAACCAACGAUAUUCGAACAACCGAUCCACUCAAAGGAUCCGGAAGUGGGCGAGGAUGCGAUUUAUAUGCCGGAGUAUGGAGCGAAUGGGAGGGGUCCGUCGCGGGUUGGCGAGGAGGGAGAGGAGGAGGAGGAUUUUAGGGAUUAUGUGUUUCCUGAAGACCGAAAGCUAGGAACAUGGUCCACAGCCUUCCUCCUCAUUAACCGGGUCAUCGGCGCCGGCAUCUUCUCAACGCCCUCCUCCAUCAUCCACAACACCAAUAGCGUCGGCGCCACGCUUCUCUUCUGGGUAUUAGGUGGUGUAAUGACCUUUUGCGGCCUAGCAGUCUACCUAGAAUUCGGCACCGCCAUCCCCCGCUCUGGCGGCGAAAAAGUCUACCUCGAGCGCGUCUACCGCAAACCCAAGUAUCUCGCAACCUGCAUCUUCGCCGUGCAAUUCAUCCUGUUCGCCAUCUCCACCGCGGGCUCCAUUUCGUUUAGUUCUUACCUCUUGCGGUGCGUGCUCGGCUCUUCCACCACCUCUACCGGAGCUGGCCAGCAAGCGCAAGAAGCAGCAACCAAGUACGACGGCACCUGGCUCAACCGCGGCAUUGCCGUGGCGGCUAUCACCGUCGUUUGUCUCAUCCAUGCGUUCUUGCCUAGGCUGGGGAUUUGGUUGUCUAAUGGGUUGGGGGUGUUCAAGUUGGUGUUGUUGAGUUUGGUGGUUUGUACAGGGUUUGCGGCGUUGGCGGGACGGAUGGAGGGGGAAAGUCCGGGGAAUUUUAGCAGUUUUGAUGGGCCGGGGGAUGCCACGGGGAAUGGAGAUGAUGAUGGGACGGAUGGGAUGGGGAAGGAUGUCGCGGGCAGCGCGGCCGGGUAUGCGUUGGCGCUUUUGCAGGUGUUGUAUAGUUAUGGGGGGUGGAGAAUGCUAAUUAUGGUGUUGAGUGAGGUACGAGAUGCGCCGAGGACGUUGAGACGCGCGGCGCCGAUUGCCAUCGGGACUGUCACCGUCCUUUAUGUCCUUGCCAACAUUGCUUAUUUCGCCGCCAUGACCAAAGACGAACUCUCCAAAUCCGGCGUCGUGCCCACCGCCAUCUUCUUCACCCGCGUCUGGGGUCCUUCAGCCUUCACCGACCGCGUGAUGCCUCUCUUCCUCUCGCUCUCCGCGCUCGGCAACGUCUUUGCGCAAUCCUUCGCCAUGCCGCGCGUGAAGCAGGAGCUCGCCAAGGAAGGAACCCUCCCCUUCUCGCGCUUCUGGGCGAGCGACUGGCCCGAGCAGAAAUCGCCCACGGGCGCCAUUUUGUUGCACUGGAUCUUCACCGUGGCGCUGAUCCUCGGGUCCAGCACCGUGGACGUGUACCAGUUCCUGUCCAACAUCUUUACCUACUCGGGGAACUGGAUCAAGGUCUUCCUUGGGGUAGGCCUGCUGUAUCUCAACUUUACGCCGGGCGAGAACUGGAACACGCCGGAGAAUCAGCGGUUUCAUAGUUAUCCCGUCUUGACGGUUUUCUGGGUCGUCGGACUGCUGUAUACCUGUGCGGCACCCUUCAUUCCGAAUAAGCUGCUGAACAAGGUUCACUUUUCGGUGGUGCCGGCGCUGGGGACGGGCAUGUUGGUUAUUGGCGUGUUGUACUGGGUUAUCUGGGCCAAGGUUUUGCCGGCGUUUGGGUUUUCGAUUCAGCAUGAGGUGGUGGUGUUGCCGGAUGGGAGUGAGAGGGUCAAGUAUAAGAGGGUCAGGCCGAGGGGAGGAAGGGGUAGUGCGAGGAGGAGGCGGAAUGGGGGACGAGGAGGGGGAAGAGGAGGAGGAGGAGGAGGGACAACUGUUGUGUGGAGGUGA
This is a messenger RNA of Sordaria macrospora k-hell, 1821 nucleotides long. The record is from RefSeq and is a predicted model, not a curated record. Lineage: Eukaryota; Fungi; Ascomycota; Sordariomycetes; Sordariales; Sordariaceae.